Menidia menidia (Atlantic silverside) is the source of this 2556-nucleotide messenger RNA. Lineage: Eukaryota; Metazoa; Chordata; Actinopteri; Atheriniformes; Atherinopsidae. The record is from the annotation of a GenBank genome assembly.
AUGUCCAAAAUAGAUGUGAGGGAUUCGGCUCCUAGGCUCUGCAGCCUCACGCUGAAAAAGCUGGUUGUCCUCAAAGAACUGGAUAAGGAGCUGAACUCUCUGUCUAUAGCUGUCAAAAUACAGUACCCCCAUUUCCUUAAGAGGGAUGCCAACAGACUGCAGAUUAUGCUGCAAAGAAGGAAACGUUACAAGAAUCGAACCAUCCUGGGCUACAAAACUCUGGCAGUGGGAGUCAUCAAUAUGGCAGAGGUGAUGCAGCACCCAACAGACGGAGGACAAAUUCUGGGUCUCCAUAGCAACGUGAAAGAGGCGCCAGUGCGUGUGGCGGAGAUCAGCGUGUACUCUCUGUCCAGCCAGCCCAUCGACCAUGAGGAUGGGAGUGGACAAGCUGGCCGCAAGACCAAAACUUCAGACCGCUCCCCAGACAUGGAUAAUUAUUCAGAGGACGAUGACGACAGCUACUCAUCAGAGCAGGAGGCCAGUGAUGAUGCAGUCCAUGCCCAGGAUCUUUAUGAUGAAGACGAUGAAGUGAGGAAGCCCAAGAAAACCCGAAGGAAAAUGAUCCGAGCCACCUCCAUGACCAGGCAACCUAAUUUCAAGCAGAAAUUUGUGGCCCUGCUGAAGAGGUUCAAGGUUACAGAUGAGGUGCUGGACUCCGACCCGGUGGACCAGACCCAGGAAGUGGAGGAGGAUCUGGACCUGCUCUACGACAGUUUGGAGGUGUACAACCAGAGUGACAGCGGGCCAGAGAUGGAGGACAAUGAAAGUGUCUUGAGCACUCCAAAGCCCAAACUCAAGCCCUUUUUUGAAGGAAUGUCGCACUCCAGUUCCCAGACAGAGAUAGGAAGCAUACACAGCCAAAAAAGCCAGCAGAGAGAGCUGUCCUGUCCAAGCGGGGACUUUCUAACUGUGGACAGAUGUAAAGUGCAAGGAGGCCGAUAUCAAGAUGACGGCAUCACAGACACAACCGUCGGGGUUCAGGAGCCUGAAAUUGAUGACAGUGGACCAGGUUCAGGGGAAGUGAACAGCUGGGACGUCAACACUGAACGUGUGACCAGCACUGUUGGCAAGCUCUACAAAACAGAGUCCCAAAACCACAUGUCUCCAAGUAAAGUGGAAAACAAGCUGCAGAGACGUCCCCGCAGCACCUCCAUGAAAGACAGACAAAACUCAAAGGCACAGAGCGACAGAACCAGUAGCAUCGACAGCGAGUGCUCCCCAGAGUCCCGGCUAAUAGCGCAGGUUCCCAGAAAGUCAGUGUACGACCAGCUAAACCAGAUCCUCAUCUCCGACGAGCGCCUCCCAGAGAGCAUCAUCCUCAUCAACACCAUGGAGUGGCAAGGACAGUAUGUAGCCGAGUUGCUCCAUGAACAGGGCCAGCCCAUUGUCUCCACGUGCUCUGCUGCCGAUGUGCAGGCUGCCUUCAACACCAUCGUCACACGCAUCCAGAGAUUCUGUAACUGCAAUGCGCAGACACCACCGACGAUGAAGGUGGCAGUGGCAGGCGACCAGAGUUACCUCAGCACCAUCCUGAGAUUCUUUGUGGAGCAGCUGGCCAAUAAGACGCCAGACUGGCUCAGUUACAUACGCUUCCUGGUGAUCCCCAUUGGUUCUCACCCCCUUGCAAAGCACGUGGCCUCUUUUGACAGUCGAUUCAACAACAUCUUCAUGGACACUGCGUGGAGGGAGCUGUUCUGCCGGACGGAACGGCCUGCCUCAGAUAAUAUAGAUGUAGCGGGACGAGUCAUUCAGUAUCUGGCCGGUGCCAACGUGUCCCACCAGUUCCCCAUCUCAGAAGCCAUGCUCACCUACAAACAGAAGAGACUUUUCACUGUCUUUGUUCACAGCCCUGACGAGGACUCCUGUCAGAAAUUUGUGCCAUUCAUCGGGGUCGUAAAAGUUGGAAUUGUGGAACAAAGCCUCUCAACCUCAAUGGACUCGGAUGAUGCGAUGGGAGGUAACACGAGCAUCCUGUCCUCCCCGACGCCCCCAGUGGCUGGUCCCUAUGGGAAAGAGAUUGGGAGCACCCCCCCACAGUCUCCCUCUGUGUCCACCGCCCUGUCUGGAGCUGGAUCUCCGUGCUCGGGCAGCGAGGUGAUGGGGCUCCAGGUGGACUACUGGACGUGGCAGGGCCCGGAGAAGAAGAAGGAGGGAGAGAAGCGAGACGUGGGGUUGAAGAACACUCUGAAGAGCAACUUCCGUUCACUACAAGUCAGCCGCCUGCCCAGCGGAGGGGAGCUCACCCCUCCCCACAGCAUGGCCAUGACUGUGGUCACCAAGGAGAAGGGUUACAAGAAAGUGAUAUUUCUUAGCAAGAAACCCAAGGAGAAAGAGCUGGACUCUAAGAGCCAAGUGAUCGACGGCAUCAGCAGGUUGAUCUGCACCGCCAAGCACCAGCACACGAUGCUGAGAGUCACGAUCGACGGAGUGGAGUGGAAUGACGUCAAGUUUUUCCAGCUGGCUGCCCAGUGGCCGACGCACGUCAAGCACUUCCCAGUGGGAAUCUUCGGCUACACAAAGCCGACAACGGAAGAGUGUGGUGGUGACGUGCAGUGA